This is a messenger RNA of Klebsormidium nitens, 1480 nucleotides long. The record is from the annotation of a GenBank genome assembly. Lineage: Eukaryota; Viridiplantae; Streptophyta; Klebsormidiophyceae; Klebsormidiales; Klebsormidiaceae.
AUGAAGGAUUGUCAGCUCAGGCGCUCCUUCUUCAGGAUUGUGAGCUGGGGAAUUGAGAGGACCAAAAUGGCUCUUUGGAGGUUUGCCUUGUUGAGCAUCUGCUUGAUGCAAGCAAUCACGUCCUCCCAAGCAGACCAUGAAAGAAGGCUUCUGCAGGCACCAGCACCAGCACCAGACUCACCAGCACCCGGACCUAAUGGACCUGCUCCACCAGGGGCUUGCCUCGGCGACUUUUCCUUCAGCGUGCUGCAACCAAAUCAAGUUACCACGCUGUUGGGAGAUUGCCUUGUUGGUAACGUGGCAACUGCAAGCCAAGACUGUUGUGAAAAUAUUCAAUUUCUAGGGCUUGCUCUUUUGGCCUUGAACUCCCAGUCAAACAGCAACAUCUAUGCCAUCACUGCCGACAAUCCUGCCGGUCAGAAUAUCGCCUGCGUCAACGACUUCAAGACAAAUGUCCUGACCCCGAACAAUGUCAACAUUCCGUCCGAUGUGAACACCUUCUGCGCGCCAUACAAUGUCGAAGUGUUUCCGAACAUCGAAACGACACUGCAAGGUUCUGCAUGCCCCAUCAAGGACGCCGACACAGUGUCAAGGACGGUCGACCUCAACGCGCUGGCUACAGCCUGCUACGGGCCCAACAGCUGUGAAACGGCUACAGCUGAAUCAGGGCUUACCGUCUGUGAAAAUGCGGUUGUUGCGGGAGCAAGGGACCUUGCGACGGAUGAUACCAACACAGCCCAGGUCACCGCUUGCGCAGAGGUCGUCAGUGCACGACUUGUGCAGACGCAUUUCUAUGAGAGCUACUACUCUAUCAUCCAGGACUGCGGAAACGGGACUGCGAACACGGCUCUUCCCCCUACGCUGGAGUUCGCACAGUCACCCACCAACACAUUCAGCCUCCCGCCCCUGCCCCCGCGUCCCCCGACUCCGGCUCCCGCUCCGUCCCCCAACAAGCAGUCACCGGGACCCGCACCCGGUCCGGCCCCUGGCCCGGCACCGGGCCCCGCCCCCGGCCCUGCUCCCGGCCCCGCAAACUCGACUUCUCCCCCUCCCCCGGCGGUUGUCUCGCCUCCUCCCCCACCCGGUGCUGCAGCCAGCACAAGCGCCAACCUGGGACUUCUCGUUGGCAUUGUCCUGCUCAUCGCUUCCAUCUUGUAAGCAGGUUUACAGAACCCAUGAGGAGCGAUAGAUGUAGGUUAGCAUGAGCGACAGAGCCGAGGUACACGUUAGAAAGUGCUCGAGUAAGUAGAGGCAUUGACUUCGACGAGCACCACAUAUUGCGCCACUAUGCAUGUAGAUUGAAGCUUCAGUUGAUUCAUUUCCAGAGAUCUCUCUGUUAAGAUACUUACGAUCUGCACCGCUUAGACUUCUGGCGAGAGAAGUAGCAUGCCUGACAGCUCCGUGCCUCGAGUUGUCUUGUUUGUGGUGCCAUAGAUGAUUACUCAACCGUUACCUUUACGAAAGAAACUUUUGUGACGGC